Messenger RNA from Pipistrellus nathusii (Nathusius's pipistrelle), 426 nucleotides. NCBI's taxonomy places the organism in Eukaryota, Metazoa, Chordata, Mammalia, Chiroptera, Vespertilionidae. The record is from the annotation of a GenBank genome assembly.
AUGCUCAGCACCGCCAGGGUUCCUGCGGACCGGCCCGUGCGCAUCGCCUUCAGCCUCGGCCAGGCCUCAGAUGGCGCCCCUCCGGAGGACCCCGCGCUGCUCUUCCCGGAACUAGACCAGCAGCUGCAGCCCCUGCCACCCAGCCAUGACUCCCUGGAGUCCAUGCAGGUCUUCCGGCAGCACUGCCAGAUCGCCGAGGAGUACCGCGAGGUCCGGCAGGAGAUCGCGCAGCUGGAGGAGAGGAAGAAGGAGCUCCUUGCGAAGCUGGCGCAGGCGGAGGAGGAGAAGGUGGACGCCGCCCAGCUGGCCCGAGAGUUCGAGGCGCUGACGGAGGAGAACCGCUCCCUGAAGCUGGCGCAGUCCCAGUGCGCGGAGCAGCUGGAGAAGCUCCGCGUCCAGUACCAGAAGCGGCAGGGCUCGUCCUAG